Exophiala viscosa is the source of this 2368-nucleotide messenger RNA. RefSeq names its product acetyl-CoA transporter. Gene Ontology annotation, molecular function: acetyl-CoA transmembrane transporter activity. The coding region runs from base 214 to 2292 and encodes 692 amino acids. Gene Ontology annotation, cellular component: membrane. The transcript is spliced from 2 exons. The record is from RefSeq and is a predicted model, not a curated record. NCBI's taxonomy places the organism in Eukaryota, Fungi, Ascomycota, Eurotiomycetes, Chaetothyriales, Herpotrichiellaceae.
GCAAAGGGGAGCAGAUACCAUGUCCACAAUGUCGUGAACACUGCUUGGGAAGGAGGACAUCUAUACAAGAUCCCUCCUUCUCGCAAUCUGUUUACAAAUCGAUGACUUCACAUUUUUUUCUUUCUCAAAUCCCCGAAGUCUCACUGGUCCACUUGUUAAAGGACACAGAGUCCUCUUCUAUAUCCCUCCACUCACGCUCCUUUCGCCGCAUGUAUGCCUGACUCCAUUGCCGAACCACUCGCGAACCCACUCUUUCAUAUUCGGACUUCCUCUAUAGAUCAUCAGAGCCUUCCUUACCACCAUAAUCACGUCCCGCCUAGAACCCACGAAGAAGAACGAUCUGCAAGCGAAGUUGAACUUGACGAAUUCUCCAGGACACAAAAAUACACAACCAAAUCUCCACACGUUACAUUCUCGUUAGCCGAAGACGAAGAAGUGGAAUUGUCGGACUCUGAGCAUUCUGAAGGAGAUCACCUUGUUCCCGAGAACCUUGUACACCAGAUGAAACGCAACAAGUCCAAAAAGAAUAAAGACAAACGAUCGCCUUCCCGUCCGAACCUGCGUAUUGAUACCGACACAAACGGACAUGCGAAUGGCCACGCGAACGGAAACAUGGAUAAACAUAUGGAAAUGAGGCGCAAGCAUGUCUCGUCCGACGACCCAGCAGCAAAUGCUACGAGGACAAUAAGUAGAGAUGACUUUAGCCUCGACAAUGAGCCACUGGCACCACAAACACCACAGACACCUGGAAUGGUCAACACCAGCUUCUCGAACCUGCCUCCACAAGACAAGAAGAAUUUCCUUCUACUUGUCCUCCUCUACUUUCUCCAAGGGAUACCAAUGGGUCUUGCCUCUGGGUCGGUCCCGUUUCUGCUCAAGAGCUACCUGUCGUACGGUCAAAUUGGCAUCUUCUCCCUUGCGAUAUACCCAUAUUCCUUGAAACUCCUGUGGAGUCCAAUCGUGGAUGCUGUAUGGAGCAGACGGUUUGGCAGGAGAAAAAGUUGGAUCACCCCAGUACAGACCGUUUCUGGCCUGUCCAUGAUCUACCUCGGCGGCCGGAUUGACGAAUUGAUGCACAAAGCAGGGGCGAAGGAUGGCUCAGGGGUGUGGGGGUUUACAGGCUGGUGGUUCCUUCUGGUUUUCCUCUGUGCGACUCAAGAUAUUGCCGUGGAUGGUUGGGCCAUAUCACUCUUGUCCCUGCAGAACAUUUCGUACGCUUCCACGGCACAGACGGUCGGUCUGACUGCAGGCUCUUUUCUGUCGCAUACAGUUUUCCUCGCACUGCAAGCGCCUGAUUUUGCCAACAAGUGGUUUCGAGCCGUGCCGAAAGAGUAUGGCCUGCUGACUCUUGGCGGCUACAUGGCGUUCUGGGGCUGGGCUUACCUCCUUGUAACCAUCGGCAUCGCCAUCAUGAAAAGAGAGGACAAGACAAACGAGCGUGAGGGGAUUCUGGACGUCUAUCGCAGCAUGUGGGCUGUGCUUAGGCUACCAAACAUCAUCACGAUUCUGAUCAUUCACCUGAUCGGAAAACUCGGUUUCGUGACCAAUGACGCAGUCACGAACUUGAAAUUGCUUGACAAGGGAUUUGGACAAGCCAACAUGGCUUUGGUUGUGCUGAUCGACUUUCCCUUCGAACUCGGGUUGGGAUACUACGCCGGUAAAUGGUCAACGCAAUACACUCCACUGAAAUUGUGGUGCUGGGCAUAUGUGGCGCGACUGGUCGCUGCAGUGUUUGCGCAAAUCACGAUCAUGAUAUAUCCCACAGCCGUCGACGAAGCUGUACCUCUCUGGUAUAUGCUUGUGGUGAUUGCCGAACACAUUUAUUCGACGUUCAUGAAUACGGUCAUGUUUGUUGCUGUGGCCGCGUUUCACGCGAGGAUCGCCGAUCCAGCAAUUGGGGGCACCUACAUGACCUUGCUUGCUACGUUUUCCAAUCUAGGUGGCACAUUUCCCAAAUUCUUCAUACUCAAGUUCGUGGACGUGUUUACAAAGGCGACCUGUCUUCCUCCCGCCGAUCCGGAUGCAUUUACGAAAGCCAAUCCGGGCAUCACACCGAUAACGCAAUCGUUCAGCUGCGCACUGGAAUCCGACAAGAAUCUCUGCCUGAAAGGUGGCGGGACGUGUCUGAUGCAGCGUGAUGGAUACUACAUUACGAACACCGUCUUUGUAAUCACCGGCGCCAUUUUGUUUUGGAUGUAUAUCGAGAAGAAGGCCCUGGCGCUACAGGCACUACCGCUACGUGCAUGGCGAAUUCAAGGGGAUCAGUCGUAUCAUCGGGUUGCGACGAGUUGAAUGGUCUAUAGAUCGAAAGAUACCCUAUCAAAUUAGCAUGUUCGGUUGAAAUGUAUACAAUAUCUAUCACUACCAA